UUGAUGAGCAUGAUGUCCGCAACACGGAAUGUACCGCUCACGCAAUUGGCCUUGAAGCGUGAACUUAAGCCUGUGAGCGAUAUAACUUUGAAACACUGUGAUCAGUCAACUCCGGCUAUCAUGCGGCCGGCGGAGAUUUUACCCCGUAAACGACUGCUGUAUAACACCGCCAGUCCCCAUGCAGCCAGACGCAGCGCAGCACAAACUGAGGAGUCGAGCACUUCCGGAAGCGUCCCCACAAAAGAUAUGCCGAGACAUCUUCCAUCCCCAGCACACAGUGGAGGCUGUCUCUCCAGCCUUUUACGCAUUCCUUGUGAUGGCUUGUCUAGAAGCAGCGGAAUGGGCGCAUCAACCGUAUCGCUGCUGGUGCACGCACCAAGUUUAUCUCGAAUGAGUGGACAGGUGGACGAUGAGGAGGACGAUUUCAGCUUUUGUACUGAGACAGGCCUAACCAACUCCAUGGUCGUAAGGCGCAAUGUUGAUUUGAACCAAAUGCGCCACGGAUGUCUCGUAUGUCAGUUGGGUCUGUUAGGAAAGAAGAGAGCAACAAACUUGAAUCUACUCAAGAAACACGUCAGUAUCGGUGCCGUCAAUGUCUUUACAUUAGCAGAGGAUAUACGUGAAGUCACUGGUGGAUACUAUGUCCCUGCUUUGUGUACUCUUCACAAGGAACUAGGAUGGAAUCCAGACUCCCUGACAGAGGCCGUCGACCUAUAUCGUGUUUUCAGUUCAUCUAAGAAUCCUGUGAUCUCUGUCAGCCUACCCGACCUUUAUCAAGCAGCUCAAGAUUCUUAUCCCAACGACAUGCCCGAGGAACCAACAGAACUCAACGUUCAUCCAACCUCACACCAUGUCGAAAGCGAUAUUGGCCGAAAAACUAGCACAUCCCAGGAAAAGUGCAAAAAUUGGCUGGAAGAUUUGGGAAUGACUUGA
Messenger RNA from Opisthorchis viverrini, 933 nucleotides. RefSeq lists its product as hypothetical. The coding region runs from base 4 to 933 and encodes 309 amino acids. The record is from RefSeq and is a predicted model, not a curated record. Lineage: Eukaryota; Metazoa; Platyhelminthes; Trematoda; Opisthorchiida; Opisthorchiidae. The transcript has a single exon.